AUGUACUUCUCCAAAACCGCCGCCGCGCUGGCUGCGCUGCUGCCCUUGGCCACCGCGCAGACCUAUUCGGACUGUGACCCUCUUAACAAGACCUGCCCUGCUGAUACGGCCCUGAGCUCCACCACCUUCACCACUGACUUCACCUCUGGCUCAUUCGGUGGAUGGAUUGCUACCGCCAACAAUGUCACCUUUACCGAUGAGGGUGCCAACUUCAUCAUCAGCGAGAAGGGUGAAGCUCCUACCAUUGAGACCGACUUCUACUUCUUCUUCGGCAAGGCUGAGGUUGUCAUGAAGGCUGCCAGCGGUACCGGUAUCUGCAGCAGUAUCGUCCUUGAGUCGGACGAUCUCGACGAGAUCGACUGGGAAGCUCUCGGUGGUGACACCACUCAGAUUGAGACCAACUACUUCGGCAAGGGUGACACCUCCUCCUACGACCGUGCUACUUGGGCAACUGUGUCGACCCCCCAGGAGACCUUCCACACUUACACCGUUGAGUGGACUGAAUCCGCCACUACCUGGAGCAUCGACGGCACUGUCGUGCGCACCCUUGCCUACAGCGAUGCUCAGAGCGGUACUCGCUACCCCCAGACUCCCAUGCGCCUGAAGCUUGGUAUCUGGGCUGCUGGUGACUCCUCCGAGCCCGAGGGCACCAUCGAGUGGGCCGGUGGUGAGACUGACUACUCCGACGGUCCCUUCACCAUGACUGUCCAGUCGGUCUCCAUCACCAACUACAACCCCGGCUCCUCUUACACCUACUCCGACAACUCUGGCGACUACACCAGCAUUGUCGUCAACAACGGCACCUCCAGCUCUACCACUGGUUCCACCACCAGCUCUAGCUCCGCCUCCACCUCCACCUCCAGCACCAGCUCUAACACUGGCUCUACCUCCAGCACCAGCUCUAACACUGGCUCCGGCUCCGGCUCCAGCACCAGCGCCUCCAGCGCCGCCGCCGCCGGCUCCUCCUCUGCCCUGAUUGGCUCUGGCUCCUCCAGCAGCGGUUCCUCCGCCUCUGCCUCGGGCUCCGCCUCUGCUUCCUCCAGCGCCAGCGCCAGUGCCUCUCCCCUCUACACCGGUGCUGCCACCCAGGUCGGCGCCUCCACCAGCCUUCUCUUCGCUGGUCUCCUCGCCGCCCUCUUGUAA
This is a messenger RNA of Aspergillus piperis CBS 112811, 1143 nucleotides long. Its product is annotated as glycoside hydrolase family 16 protein. The record is from RefSeq and is a predicted model, not a curated record. The transcript has 3 exons. NCBI's taxonomy places the organism in Eukaryota, Fungi, Ascomycota, Eurotiomycetes, Eurotiales, Aspergillaceae. Gene Ontology annotation, molecular function: glycosyltransferase activity; hydrolase activity, hydrolyzing O-glycosyl compounds. Gene Ontology annotation, cellular component: fungal-type cell wall. The coding region runs from base 1 to 1143 and encodes 380 amino acids. Gene Ontology annotation, biological process: fungal-type cell wall organization; carbohydrate metabolic process.